AUGCGCAUCCCCUACGUCGCCAACCCGCCGCCAACCUCAACCCCGGAAGACGCCGCCAUCGUCUCCCGGAUCCAAGCCCGCCGCAACCCCCGGCCUUUGCAGCCCCUCGACCUGGCUCUUCUACACGCCCCGCCCGUUGCCGACGGCUGGAACUCCUUCCUCGGCGCCGUCCGCACGCAGACCACCAUCCCCGCGGACCUGCGCGAGCUCGCCAUUUCGCGCGUCGCCGUCGUCAACCGGGCCUGGUACGAAUGGGGCCACCACGCGCCGCUGGCUGUCGCAGCGGGCGUCUCGGCGGAUGCCAUGGAUGCCGUCAAAGUCGAGGCGCCGCUGGAGCUAGGCGCUCGGCCCGCGCUGCAUUUGAGCGAGAAGCAAUGGGCCGUUCUGGUGUACUCGGAUGAGAUGACGAGGAACGUGAGGGUCAAGGAUGAGACUUCUGACAAGUUGAAGUCGUUGUUCAGCGAACGGGAGGUCGUGGAGAUUACGACAACGCGUUCAGUUGGCGAAAGGAACAGCACUGGCCCUGACGACGUCUCGCUCACUGGACAUUGA
Messenger RNA from Colletotrichum spaethianum, 552 nucleotides. RefSeq lists its product as uncharacterized. Gene Ontology annotation, molecular function: peroxiredoxin activity. The record is from RefSeq and is a predicted model, not a curated record. NCBI's taxonomy places the organism in Eukaryota, Fungi, Ascomycota, Sordariomycetes, Glomerellales, Glomerellaceae. The coding region runs from base 1 to 552 and encodes 183 amino acids. The transcript has 2 exons.